AUGUCGUAUCUCCAACAACAAAUCAACAACUUUAACUCCAGCGUCGUAUCAUCUGCCGGACGCCUGCCGCAACAGAAACGCAUUAUCGGCGGCAGCCAGCCUGUUUCUUCCACCUCUUCCCAAGCUCCAUCCACCCCGGGCACCCCAGGUCCAGCGCGCCGCCAUGAUCCGGCAAACAUCGUCUACUCGCAACCUGCCGAUACCGGUACGGGCAAAGAUAUCAUGACAAAUGUUCUUUAUGCCAUUCAGAAAAUGAAAGAGAAGAACGCACCGUUGACUUUCGAGGAUAUUGUUGGAUACUUAUCUCUACAAGAGCGACGGCACGACCAAGGUUACGUUCACGCGCUACGAAGUAUUCUUCAAGUCCAUGACAAAGUGAAUUACGAUCCAUCGGGAGCCGAUGGAAAAGGCACCUUCAGUUUCCGACCGCCGCACAAUAUUCGCUCGGAGGAGCAGUUGCUCCAAAAGCUCCAGUCACAGACGACGAUGACGGGUAUACUAGUCAAAGACUUGAAAGAAGGCUGGUCCGGCGUCGAGCAGACCAUCGAUAAACUCGAACAGGAGGGUAAAUUGUUGGUGACACGAAACAAGAAAGACAAUCACCCAAAGAUGGUCUGGGCCAACGAUCCGUCGCUGAUGCAUAAAUUUGACGAUGAGUUUCGCGUCAUCUGGGAAAAAACCAAGGUUCCUGAUCAGCAACAGGUUAUUGAAGAUUUGGAAAAAGCUGGCAUGAUACCUACGAAUAAAAAUAAGGUGGUGAAGCCUCGUCCAAAGGUUGAACAAAAGAAGACCAAGAAACCCCGACGAACCGGCAAGACCACAAACACCCACAUGAUGGGAAUCCUCCGUGACUAUUCGCAUCUAAAACGUUGA
Messenger RNA from Talaromyces marneffei, 873 nucleotides. RefSeq lists its product as uncharacterized. Lineage: Eukaryota; Fungi; Ascomycota; Eurotiomycetes; Eurotiales; Trichocomaceae. The coding region runs from base 1 to 873 and encodes 290 amino acids. Gene Ontology annotation, cellular component: transcription factor TFIIE complex. Gene Ontology annotation, biological process: transcription initiation at RNA polymerase II promoter. The record is from RefSeq and is a predicted model, not a curated record. The transcript has a single exon.